AACCUCUUCUCUCUCUCUCUCUCUCUCUCUCUCUCUCUCUCUUACAUUUGGUCAUCUAAAACAAACUUUUAUCACCAGAGUCCAAUUUAAAUGGCAAGCUCUCACUCCGUUAAUAGAGACCCACCGAUUGGAGCCAAUAUCGAAGGCGAGAAAAGACACAUUCCUUUGACAGCCUUAAGCAGACGUUCAUCGACUGCUACGAUUUCACCUGAAAAUGGCUCCUCUAAAGGAUCAAUUCCCAAGCGUCGACUUGAAUCAGAAUCAACAUUCACAAUAAAUUCUAAGCGUGGAAAUCAUAUUAGGCGCUCUCAUUCUGAUAUUAAUCAUCGUAAAGAACAUUGGGCGAAACCUGAUGCUGCGCCUUUUGGACCUUCUCAGUCUUCAGCGACCGUACAAAAUAUUAUCCAGACGCCGACUUAUGUGCCUGAUCCACCCAACUGGGAGACAAAUUCUGCUUGGUGUUAUCUUCAAAGCAUGCACCCUUCAUAUAAAUCUAUUUAUCUUGAUAGACAGUCCUGCACUGAUGGUAGUCGCACAGGAUAUGUACUUGGACGCGCCGAUGACUGCGAUAUAACUCUUCGAUUAACACAAGUUAGCAAGAGACAUUGCACUAUCUACAUGGAGAGUGGUAAUGAUGGUAGAUAUAAGGGAAUAAGUAUAUAUAUCAACGAUACCAGUAAGAAUGGCACUUUUGUAAAUGGAGUAACUAUUGGAUCCGGAAAACGUGUUAUGCUCAAGUCCGGAGAUCAAAUUCGUCUUUUCUACCCGGAAGCUACAGAAGCUUGCGAGAACGAUCUGACUUGCUUCCGUGUUAUUCUUCCACCAACAUUUGAAGUGGGAACAUUCCACGAAGAUUACAAGAUAGAUAAUACUCUUGGUAAAGGAUAUUUUGCUCUUGUUAGUCGGGCAGUACCAAAAAAAUCUGGGGUACCAGUUGCAGUCAAGAUCAUUACAAAGUCUAGGUGUGUACGCAAACCAAAGAUGCUUCCUUCAAUUAUCCAGGAAAUUAGCAUCUUGAUGUCUCUCGAAGCCCAUCCAUGUAUUAUGAAGAUUGAAAAGGUUUACAACGAGCCAGAUUUUAUAUACCUGGUCCUUGAACUAGUUGAGCAUGGGGAAUUAUUUGACUACAUAACCAAAAGCAAACUUGAUGAAGAAAAGACCCGUUUCAUUUUUUGGCAGCUCUUUGAUUCAAUUAAUUUCUUACAUAAGAAAGGAAUUGUUCACCGUGACUUGAAACCAGAGAAUAUAUUGCUGGCAAAUAUGGAUACUCUUCACAUCAAACUAAUUGAUUUCGGGCUGGCUAAAGAACAACAAGCCGGAGAAAAGCUUGUGACUCAGUGCGGCACACCUACAUAUGUUGCGCCAGAAGUACUGAAACACUCUUCCACAAGAGCAUACGGAAAGGAAUGUGAUCUCUGGUCCUUGGGUGUAAUGCUGUAUAUCUGCCUUUCUGGAUAUCCACCUUUUGAUGCAGAAGCUGUUGGACCACCUAGUAUGGAAGAGCAGAUCGUAAAUGGGAUAUACUCGUUUGAUCACUCUCCUUGGGAAAAUAUAUCUUCUGAAGCCAAGAAACUUAUUAGAGGUCUUUUGACUGUUGACCCGGACAAUCGAUUUACUAUUCAUCAAGCCAUGAAUAGUCCCUGGAUGCUGAUGGAUAUCGAAGGUCUGAAGCGAAGAAUCAAACGUGUUCAUCCUCAAUGGAUAGUGAGGCCAAAGACUGCGGAAAUAGUGGAAGAAGAUGCUAUUACAACACAGAUAGCAAAUUAUUGAAUCCCAUAAUUAUUUUUGGGUAUAAUAUAGUCCUCUUGCUUUCUGUUUAUUUAUUAUCAACUAUUGAUGUAUUCUGUCCUACCAACUAUUUCUUUUCAUGUAGCAUCAAUAAAGAAGAAGUUCAAGGUAGUCCU
Phycomyces blakesleeanus NRRL 1555(-) is the source of this 1904-nucleotide messenger RNA. It is a transcript of the gene Chk2, whose product is annotated as checkpoint kinase 2-like protein. The transcript has 15 exons. NCBI's taxonomy places the organism in Eukaryota, Fungi, Mucoromycota, Mucoromycetes, Mucorales, Phycomycetaceae. The coding region runs from base 91 to 1770 and encodes 559 amino acids. Gene Ontology annotation, molecular function: protein kinase activity; protein binding; ATP binding. The record is from RefSeq and is a predicted model, not a curated record. Gene Ontology annotation, biological process: protein phosphorylation.